Molecule: messenger RNA, 5100 nt
Organism: Acinonyx jubatus (cheetah)
Lineage: Eukaryota; Metazoa; Chordata; Mammalia; Carnivora; Felidae
Gene: NPFF
Product: neuropeptide FF-amide peptide precursor
Exons: 4
Coding region: 4420-4986 (188 amino acids)
Biological process (GO): excitatory postsynaptic potential
Cellular component (GO): dendrite; axon terminus; perikaryon
Molecular function (GO): G protein-coupled receptor binding; neuropeptide hormone activity
Source: RefSeq, a predicted model, not a curated record
GGCGCCUGGGUGGCGCAGUCGGUUAAGUGUCCGACUUCAGCCAGGUCACGAUCUCGCGGUCCGGGAGUUCGAGCCCCGCAUCGGGCUCUGGGCUGAUGGCUCAGAGCCUGGAGCCUGUUUCCGAUUCUGUGUCUCCCUCUCUCUCUGCCCCUCCCCCGUUCAUGCUCUGUCUCUCUCUGUCCCAAAAAUAAAUAAUAAAACGUUGAAAAAAAAAAAAAGAAUGGCAGGUAAGAGUUCACAAGAAAAACAGAUAAUGGCCAGGAACUGGCAAGGGGCAGGGCAGUCACUAGUAAUUGCUCAUGUUUAUGUACCCUUAGAUAAUUAGCACAAAUGAGGAAGAGGGAGCCAGGCUACAGAACUUGACCAGGAGAUAGCAGGUGCCUCUGAGGGCUUCCAGGUAGAAGAGAAGUGACUUACAAGCUGUUUGUGGUUGGUGUUUGGUAUAACUGAUGCAAGUAGGAAGCCUGAGUCUCUGCAGGAGAGUGGGAAAGGCAGUGGUGGUCUUCACUGUGUUGUGCUCGGGAGCGCAUGGGUUUCCAGAGAAGGUGAGAAAAUAAGUUGCUGAAAUCCAAAUACCAAAGCUGCCAAGAUCGUGAGGCUUUGGAAGACCUGGGACUGAAGGGAGGGCACUUUCCCAAGUUGGGAGAAUUAACCCAUCCCAGCUGCAGGCGUAUCUUGUUCUGUUGCACUUUGCAGAGGGUGGGGAUUUUUUGUUUUGUUUUUUACAAAUUGAAGGUACAGGAUCCCAGUGGAGGAAGUACGUGCAGAUGUGGGGGAGAUAGUAGCAGAGAACUAGACUUAGAAGUGGAACCUGAAGAUGGGACUGCAUUGGUGUAACCCCAUGAUCCAAGCUGAACAGAGGAGCUGCUGCUUACAGAGGAGCACAGAAAGUGGUUUCUUGAGACAGAUUCUCCUGGUGAAGGCGCUGUCAAGACUAGGAAUGACAAAGGAUUUAGAAUAUUACAGGGCGGAUCUCUGUAGCACGGCCAGUUAGCUCGUCCGGCUGUUAACCCAAAGGUUGACGGUUUGAGCCUACCCAAGGAUGUGAUAUUUGUGGUAGGAUGUUACAGGGGUGUCUGGCUGGAGUACCGGUUGGUGGAGCAGGUGACUCUUGAUCUCGGGAUUAUGAGUUCGAGCUCCAUGUUGGGUGUAAAGAUUACUUAAAAUUAAAAUCUUCAAAAAAAAAAAAAGAUUAUGAGAAUAUUACGGAAACAUAGUUGAUAAAGCAGUGGUUGAAUUUGAGAGGUUUGACUCUAAUUUUUAAAAUUCUGUGGGUAAAGUGCUAUCAAAGAGCAUCACACACUACUGAGAAAUCAUUCAUGGAAGGAAGAGCUAAUCGAUGCGGCAAACUUCAUUGUCUUAUUUUAAGAAAUUGCCAUGCCACAGCCACCCCCACCCUUUAGCAGUCACCAACCUGAUCAGUCAGCAGUGAUCACCAUCAAGGCCAGGUCCUGUACCAGCAAAAAGAUUACAGCUUGCAGGGGGCCUAGCUGGCUCAGUAGGUGCAGCACUGGCUCUUGAUCUCAGGGUCCCUGAGUCUCAGGACUCAGGGUCCUGAGUUCAAGCCCCACGUUGGGUGUAGAGCUUACUUAAGGAAAAAAAAAAUUACCAUUCGCUAAAAAGCUCAGAUGAUUGUUAGCAUUUUUUUAGCAAUAUCUUAACUUUGUUUUAAGUUUUACUUAUUUAUUUUAAGAGAGAAUCCCAAGUAGGCUCCACGCUGUCAGCACAGAGCCGGAGACAGAGCUAGAUCUCAUGAACUCUGAGAUCAUGACCUGAGCUGAAAUCAAGAGUCAGAUGCUUGACCAACUGAGCCACACUGGUGCCCCAGGAAUAUUUUAAAUUUAAGGUAUGGACAUGAUUUUUUUAGACAUUUGCACACUUAAUAGACGAUAGCAUAGUGUAAACAUAACUUUUACGGGCACUGGGAAACAAAAAUUCAUUUGAUUUGCCUCAUUGCGAUACUUUAUUGCAGUGGUCUGGAUCUGAACCAGCAAUAUGUCUGUUCGUACCAAAGAAGAUAGCUAUCUCCAUCCUGGACAUAGGAAGUUAGCUAGACCUGACCUUUUCUGAAUUGAGCCUCAGCUCAGAUCCACUUGUAAUUGAUGAUCAGAGACACUAGGAGAAUCAGGGUAGCAAACACUUACUGGCUGCUCUGUGCUGGGUGUAACACUAGAUGCAUUGCAUUCAUUAAGUCAUUUUCUGUUCACAACAACCCCUUGGUAAUGCCUCAUUUAAGAUGAACUGAGGUUUAGGUUGACAUUUGCUCAAGGCCCACGGUGACGUGCACGUGCUGGCAUUACAAUGGCUCUGUCUGACCCCAGAGCCACUCUGCAGUGGUUCACACACCCUCACAACGCUGCCCCUCUGGACUUCUGUUAGGUAAGAACAGACAGAGGCCUUGAUGUGGUAUAGGAUCCAUUUCCCACAGAAAAACCACCUGCUCGUGGACUGGAUACUCCUCCCUUCUAAGAAGCGGUGACAUUCCAAGAUGUGAUGAUGAUGAGUGUCAGGUUCUGUGCUUGGGACCAACUGUGAGACUAAGCUUACAGAGGGAGGCCGCAUUAAUAGAAACCUAGUAUCUCGAACAUGCAGAUCAAAACCUGCUCUAUUCUACCUAUCCAAAGUUAUAGAUUGGUUGCUAGAUGGCUUGCUAAAAGAGGGAGGUCCCCUUAACAAAAAAUAGAGUGGAAGAAUCAAAUACGUGAAAGGCUUGCACACAUGGAAGAUGUGCAACAGUAUGUGACUUAGUGGGGCACACUGAGACCCCUGGUGGAGGCCACAGGAGACGGAAGCCAGCAUGGCACAUGGAUAAGUCUGCCCCACCACUGUCUCAGGAGAUGGAAAAUUCACUGGGACUCUACAAGGAUCACCACUGCUAACGUUUCGAGGACACUUGCUCUGUGCCAGAUCCUGUGCCAAAUGGAUUACAAAAAGUAUCUCAAAUAAUGCUCACCCUGGAAAGUACUUUCUUUUAUUUCUUAAAAAUUUUUAAUUUUUUUUUCAAUAUUUAUUUUGAGAGAGAGAAAGAGAAAGCACGAGCUGGGGAGGGGCAGAGAGAGAGGGAGACACAGAAUCCAAAACAGGCUCCAGGCUGUGAGCUGUCCGCACAGAGCCCAAUGUGGGGCUUGAACUCACAAACUGAGAUCAUGACCUGAGCCAAAGUCAGAUGUUCAACCGACUGAGCCACCCAGGUGCCCCAUUUUUUUUUAAUGUUUAUUUAUUUUUGAGAGAAAGAGUGAGUGGGGGAGGGGCAGAGAGAGAGAGACACAGACUCCGAAGCAGGCCCCAGGCUCCGAGCUGUCAGCACAAAGCCCGACGUGGGACUUGAACUCAUGGACCACGAGAUCAUAACCUGAGCCAAAGUCAGACGCUUAACCAACUCAACCACCCAGGCACCCUUCAAAAGUAGUUCCUUUUAACGUUGCCAUGUUUUUCGGUGAGGAGACUGUGGGUUUUGAGAGAUGGCUUGCCCAAGACUGAUCCACAGACUCUUUACUUCAUGGCACCUCUCCAGCACAGGCUAGAGAGCCACACGGGGCGGGGACAGGGGGAGUUGAGGAAGGGAUUCUAGGAUCAGAAGGGAAACUCUAUCAGAUGACUUUGAAGGACCCCCUUCCUGAGAGCAACUGAUUUUUUCCUAAGGCAGAAUUCCUGUCACCUGCUCCAACAGGUCAGAGCCAGGCAGAGGCUGGGGUGACUAGUAGGAGGUGAACAGAGCCAUAUUCCAACCCCAGUUUCCUGCCCCUGCCUUUCUGUGACUCCUUAGAAUCAGGCUUAGGAACCUCCAUCUCCCCCUCCCCCCCUCCCCCCCCCAACCACCACCCUUCAAAGAGCAGAAAAAGGAAAUGAGCAGACUUGACAGUGCGGAGCUGUGGCCACAGGGUGGCAGCAGUGCCUCACUGCAGAGGAUGGCUCCAGAAGCCCAGGUGAGGUGGGUCCUAAGCAGCGCUCUCUAGUGUGAAGACAGGAUCAGUCUACAGAGAUUUGAAGCAAUCCCCACUGUGUGGGCUCUGAAACCUUGUAGUCUCCUUCUGUAUCCCACUUUUCUGUCCACAAGCAAAUCUCAGAAUAGUGAUCCCAUUUUCAACCCUCCCAAGAGCCAUGUAGGCAAGGGUGUGAAUGGUCUGGAUGACCCCAGCUGCAGCCACAGUCACGGCAAGGAUCAGGCUCCUGAAUUAGUCAUUCUGGCUAAUUCUAACCCUGGCUCUUAGUUCCUCCCUCUGUCCCGGGACAUAAUGCCUAGCCCUUCUUUAGAAGACUUCCUCUAUGCUUUUAUUCUCUAAGGAAGGAAAGAGGAGGUGAUCAAUUGGCGCUCUCCAACCUAUUGAGAAAUCGGGGGUUCUUGAAGGCCCCCCAGGGCCUGGCUCUGACAACACAUCUGCAAUUAAUGAUGCUUCUUGAGCUCUGGAGACAGGAUUUAUGCAUCUAAUAAAGUCUCUAACUCCAGGCUUAGGGGUUGGGGGCCGGAGGCUGGGAGCAGGAAGUCCCGGGGGUGCCAUGGGAGGGGGUCCCAGGCGGCUCCUAAUGGAGCCGUGCGUUUCCAUUGCCUGCUCUAGAUCCCCCCUCAGGCUGCUGUGGGGUGGGGGCCGGAGCACAGCAGGUAUAAGAGGCGGGUAUAGCCGCAGGAGGGCAGAUGGCAGGAUGGAUUCCAGGCGGGCAGCGGUGCUGCUGCUGGUGCUGCUGCUAACAGACUGGGGCUGUGCUGAAGGACCAGGGGGCCAAGACGAAGGACGGCAGACCUUCGUGGAGGAAGACAGCAGGCCCUGCCCGCUGCAGGAGGCCCAGACCCCUGGGUCAUUCCUGCACUCCCUGCUCCAGGCCAUGCAGAGACCCGGCCGAAGCUCAGCCUUUCGGUUUCAGCCCCAGAGGUUUGGCAGAAACACCCGGGGCUCCUGGAGCAGCGAGCAGUUGGGUCCCCGUGCCGGGGAGGAGCUCAGCGCCCCGUUCUGGAGCCUGGCUGCCCCUCAGCGCUUUGGGAAGAAGUGACACAUCAUCCCUUGAUAUGUUUGCGUGCAAGGCUCACAACUGAAAGUGCCGCAUCUCCCUUACCCCCCCCCACUCCCCCCCGCACCCCGCAAAUAAAGCUGUCCAGCUUCUGAA